Molecule: messenger RNA, 1015 nt
Organism: Dacryopinax primogenitus
Lineage: Eukaryota; Fungi; Basidiomycota; Dacrymycetes; Dacrymycetales; Dacrymycetaceae
Exons: 4
Coding region: 579-875 (98 amino acids)
Biological process (GO): positive regulation of protein catabolic process
Cellular component (GO): nucleus; cytoplasm
Molecular function (GO): ornithine decarboxylase inhibitor activity
Source: RefSeq, a predicted model, not a curated record
UAUAUCGCCCAACAAACACUUUAGUAUACGCCCCACCGACGCUCUUCGCACCAGCGUCGGAGAUGGGGCAAUGAAGAUAACUAGCGCUAUGCCUGGUGCACUUGCUGUGGCAAACCUCGAGGACGCACCGGGCAAUAUCUACUAUUACUCUACUACCUUCAGCGGGGGUCCAGGGUGGCGUUUUUGACACCCCCAAGGACAAAUGCCCGCCAGACAUACGGGGCGGGUCGUCAGGCUGUGUGACAGGCAGCCAGGCGUCGCAAUAUACCCAUAAUAACCAUACCCGGGCGGUCCCCCAACCGACGCUCAUCAACGCGUUCGGUCUCCCGUCCCCUCCUUCCAGCCACAAGUUCCCCCCUACCCGUGGGACGAGGCCCGCCGCACCGACGGCGGCGGCGGUCCCGCUCCAGAUCCCCAAGCGGCCCACACCACUCCCUUCCCCGCCCAAGACCCCCUCGCCGCACGCGGCCAACCCCCUCCAAGCCCGUGGCCAGGUACUCGAUUUCCUCGCACGGGUGUUUCCACAUUCGGCAGUGUCGUUGCUCCCCCAUUCGAGGGGUGUGCGGAUCACGAGCUAUAUGGAGGGUGUGAGUGCCAAGUGGGAAGGGGCGGUGCUUGCUCUCCCCGGGAGGGAGAGGGCGCUGUACGUCGACGGUGCGGGGGUAGAGAACGUGCACUUGAAGGAAUGUAUCGUCGCACUCCUCGAAUUGGCUGACGAGCAUCUCUCCUGUACGUCCCUCGUCAUCUGCCUGCCCAAGGCAGCCCCAGACUUGGGCGAGAUCUUGCACGCGAUGAUGUACGUCGGUGGGCAGGUAGUGACUCGCCCGCCUUUCCCCGUUGCGGGAGAGUAUAUCCUCGUUGGUAUUGGCCUGUAGCUGGGGGCUGUGGGUUGUGGGUUGUAGCUGCUUGGGCGUGUAAGUAUGCAAAGAACAUACGACGCUGGGCUGGUUUGGUUUGGUUUGUAAGGGGACCGUAGCUGAUCAUUUUACUGUUCUUCUCUUGAAUGAUAUGAUUU